UUCACCGCGCAUAAAGCUCAGGGUCAAACCAUGGAAACGGUUUUGAUUGAUGUAAAGUCUUGUCGUGGGACAGAGAGUCUGUACGUGAUGAUUUCGAGGGUCAAGUCUCUCUCAGGUUUGCUUAUUUUAAGACCAUUCGAUUUGUCUGUGAUACAAAAGAACCCGUCAGAAGAUUAUCGAAAGGAGAGUAAAAGAUUGAAUAUCUUACGAUUACAGACA
Molecule: messenger RNA, 219 nt
Organism: Desarmillaria tabescens
Lineage: Eukaryota; Fungi; Basidiomycota; Agaricomycetes; Agaricales; Physalacriaceae
Exons: 1
Source: RefSeq, a predicted model, not a curated record